AUGGACUACUUAGUGAAUAUUAACUGGAACAAAAUCACGCCAUGCCUUGUCUUAUUAGUGCUAGAAGUAAUGUUAGAAUUUUCAGAGUGUGCCACGCCGGCGGAGGUUAAUAAACACCUGGAGCUGGGCCGCGACUUCUUGGCUCGGGGUCAGCUAUCAGAUGCUCUGACACACUAUCACGCCGCCGUGGAGGGGGACCCACACAACUAUCUCACAUACUUCAAGCGUGGCACAGUGUACUAUGCUCUAGGGAAAGCUAAGUUUGCCCUACAAGACUUCACUAAGGUAUUGGAGAUUAAGUCUGACUUCACAGCAGCGCGCCUGCACCGAGCUAAUGUGUACCUGAAGCUGGCCCAGUAUGUAGAUGCCAAAGAAGACUUCUUACAAGUUACGUAUGCGGAGCCGUACAACGAGGAGGCGAUCAGCCAGUAUCACAAGAUCGACGCGCUCAUAGAGGACCUGCGCCUGGUGGAGGCGUACUACCGCGGCGGAGACUACCGCGCCGCCGUCGACCUCGCCACCACGCUGCUCGACACCUCGCCCUGGUCCGCGCAGCUGCGCCAGCUGAGGGCCGAGUGCUACAUCGGACUGAACGAUCUCUUCUCAGCAGUGUCAGACAUUAGGUCAGUGAACAGACUGCAACAAGACUCCACAGACGGCUACUACAGACUGGCCACCUUGUUGUACCAGCUCGGACAUGUCAAUGAUGCUCUAAAGGAAAUCCGAGAAUGUCUAAAAUUAGAUCCAGAGCACAAGAAAUGUUUCCCGUUCUACAAGAAGGUGAAGAAAGUGGACAAGUUCCUGCUGGACUGCGAGCAGGCCAGCGAGGCGCGGGACUACGACACCUGCAUCGCCAGCGCCAACAAACUGCUGCGGGCGGAGCAAGAUGUCACGCUAGUCGUGUUCGACGGACGGAGGUGGCUCUGUAGCUGUCUUACUAAGGACGAGCAGUGGUCGGAGGCGCUGUCUGCGUGCGGCGCGGCGCUGGAGCUGCAGCGGGACGCGCGCGCACUGUGCGACCGCGGGGACGCACUGCUCGGGCUCGACAUGUUCGACGACGCUAUCCAGUCAUUCAAAGAAGCGUUAGAGUUAGAAGAAGGUCUGCAACGAGCGAAGGAUGGACUCAGUCGCGCGCAGAAGUUGCAAAAAAUGUCAGAACAGAGAGAUUACUAUAAGAUAUUAGGAGUUAAGAGGUCUGCGAGUAAGCAGGAAAUCAUUAAGGCGUACCGCAAGGCGGCGCAGAAAUGGCAUCCGGACAACUUCCAGGGGGACGAGAAGAAACUCGCUGAGAAGAAGUUUAUUGACAUCGCUGCCGCUAAGGAGGUGCUGACGGACCCGGAGAAGCGCGCCCAGUUCGACGCGGGCAGCGACCCGCUGGACCCGGAGGCGCAGCGCGGCGGCGGCGGGCCCUUCCACAACCCGUUCCACCACUUCCAGCACGGCUCGCCCUUCCAGUUCAAGUUCCACUUCAACUGA
Molecule: messenger RNA, 1476 nt
Organism: Spodoptera littoralis (African cotton leafworm)
Lineage: Eukaryota; Metazoa; Arthropoda; Insecta; Lepidoptera; Noctuidae
Source: the annotation of a GenBank genome assembly